UUUUUUCCUGGAGACAAGAUCCCAGGUUAUCUGUGAUAUGCACAAAAUACGUUCUUACGCUCGCAGGGCUGCAUGGUACGACGACGAAGGAGAAUCCACUCACAAUCCUUUCAAAAAGAUCCGUGUCAAUAGACGGCGCAAGCGAACCAGAGAUAUAGAACGCGAUCUCGCUCUCGAAGCGAGAGGACCUCCGCACUUUGCCGAUCCUGAAUCCCAAGAAAAAGACUCUCCUCCAACUUUAGCCGGUAGCGAAGAUGCAAUCAAUGUCUCGCGUGAUAUCGAUGGUGAAGAUGAUGGACCGAGACGUAGAAAAACGACGACUUCAGAUGCGCCAACCGUAGCCGAUGAUGCAGCAUCGGGGGAGUCUGGAAAUGGGAAACCCAAAUUUACUGUAGCCAGCCAGCUACGUGCGACUGUCUUCAACUCGUGGAUCAACCUGCUACUGUUCCUCGUUCCUGUCGGAAUCGCUUUGAACUAUACCAGUGUCAGUCGGACGGCGGUCUUUGUUGUUAACUUUUUAGCUAUCGUCCCACUGGCAGCGAUGUUGAGUUAUGCGACGGAAGAAAUUGCCCUUCGAACUGGAGAAACUCUUGGGGGUCUUUUGAACGCUAGUUUUGGCAACGCAGUCGAACUCAUUGUCGCUAUCAUCGCUUUGGUUCAUAACGAAUUCACCAUUGUCCAGACGUCUCUGAUUGGAAGUAUGCUUUCCAAUUUACUUCUGGUCAUGGGAAUGUGCUUCUUUUUUGGUGGUAUCAACCGCAUCGAGCAAAAGUUCAACGAAGUUGUUGCACAGACUGCAGCUAGUCUUUUGGCUCUUGCUGUUGCUAGCUUGAUUAUCCCGACGGCAUUCCACAAAUGGGCCAGCGGCGGUGCUACUCAUACUGAUGAGCUUUCACGCGGCACUAGUGUGAUCUUGCUGGUAGUUUACGGCGCCUAUCUGUUCUUCCAGCUCAAAUCGCAUGCAGAAAUCUACAAUGCCCCCAGUGAGAAAACAGAAAAGAGAAAUAAGUCUCGUGCCAAAGGUGACACCCAAAAGGGAAUCAUUGCGAUGAGUGCUCUUGGAGCCGGUAUGAGCAGUCAGACAGCUCAACGCGACCUUGAGAGCCGAGGCAGCCAAGAAGAGGAAGAGGAGAAGGAGGUUCCACAGCUUCACUUCUAUGUGGCGAUUCUCACCCUUGUCAUCUCUACAGUGCUAGUUGCUCUUUGCGCGGAGUACAUGGUUGACGCGAUCAGUGCGGUCACAUCGGGAAGCAAUUCCAUUUCGCAGACGUUUGUCGGAUUGAUCUUGUUGCCUAUUGUCGGUAAUGCUGCCGAGCACGCUACUGCCGUUACUGUUGCAGUGAAGGAUAAGAUGGAUCUUGCCAUUGGUGUGGCCGUGGGGUCGAGUAUGCAAAUUGCACUCUUGGUUCUUCCCUUGAUUGUCGUCAUUGGGUGGAUUAUGGGUAAAGAUGAAAUGACCCUCGACUUUGGUGACGGCUUCCAAGUUGUCGUUCUGUUCGUCGCCGUUCUACUGGUGAACUACCUAAUCGCCGAUGGAAAAUCUCAUUGGCUAGAAGGCGUUCUACUGAUGACACUCUACAUUAUCAUCGCCGUUGCUGCAUGGUUCUACGACUCUUAA
Talaromyces stipitatus ATCC 10500 is the source of this 1618-nucleotide messenger RNA. RefSeq lists its product as uncharacterized. The coding region runs from base 38 to 1618 and encodes 526 amino acids. The transcript is spliced from 10 exons. NCBI's taxonomy places the organism in Eukaryota, Fungi, Ascomycota, Eurotiomycetes, Eurotiales, Trichocomaceae. Gene Ontology annotation, molecular function: calcium:proton antiporter activity. Gene Ontology annotation, cellular component: fungal-type vacuole membrane. Gene Ontology annotation, biological process: calcium ion transmembrane transport; intracellular calcium ion homeostasis. The record is from RefSeq and is a predicted model, not a curated record.